This is a messenger RNA of Mangifera indica (mango), 1541 nucleotides long. Its product is annotated as dnaJ homolog subfamily B member 1-like. Lineage: Eukaryota; Viridiplantae; Streptophyta; Magnoliopsida; Sapindales; Anacardiaceae. The record is from RefSeq and is a predicted model, not a curated record. The transcript is spliced from 2 exons. Gene Ontology annotation, cellular component: cytosol. The coding region runs from base 202 to 1158 and encodes 318 amino acids. Gene Ontology annotation, molecular function: protein-folding chaperone binding.
ACUCACACUCUUGCGCGUUGGCUUUGGUUUAGGUUUAGGUAUUGGCUUUGUACCUUUUGGCGCUUUGACGUAAAAAACGAAUCCCGGCCGACUCGCUGGUACUGUUGCACCGUCCAUCAUCUUUACGUUCACAUCACUCCAUACAUUUCUACGCAUAUAACCUGAUUGCAUUGGUUCCUCAAUUUUCAUACACUUGAAGCUAUGGGAGUUGAUUACUACAAUAUACUGAAAGUUAGCCGGAGCGCUACGGAGGACGAUCUCAAGAAGUCCUACCGGAGGCUGGCCAUGAAGUGGCAUCCCGACAAGAAUCCGGUGAACAAAAAAGAAGCUGAAGCGAAAUUCAAGCAGAUAUCGGAGGCCUAUGACGUGUUGAGUGAUCCUCAGAAACGUCAGAUCUACGAUCUGUACGGAGAGGAAGGGCUGAUGGCAACUGAAUUUGGUAUGCCGUCGUAUGAGAGUGGUAAUUCGAAUUCUGGAUUUAGGUAUAAUCCUCGUGAUGCAGAGGAUAUAUUCGCCGAGUUUUUCGGCGGAACAAGCGGGAAAAGAAGCGGGCCUUUUAGGAAUGGCAGCUCUUAUACGGAGGUUAGGAAGACUCCGGGAAGUGUAAAAGCGGCGGCCAUUGAGAGUAAAUUGUUGUGUAGUUUAGAGGAGCUUUAUAAAGGCGCUAGAAGAAAAAUGAGGAUUUCUCGUGUCAUUCCUGAUGAAUUUGGUAAGCCGAAAACUGUAGAGGAAAUCUUAAAAAUAGAUAUAAAACCUGGCUGGAAGAAGGGUACAAAAAUCACUUUUCCCGAGAAAGGUAACCAAGAACCUGGUGUCACUCCAGCUGAUCUUAUUUUUGUGGUGGAUGAGAAACCCCAUGCUAUCUUCAAGAGGGAGGGGAAUGAUCUGGUGGUCAAUCAGAAAAUCUCUCUUCUAGAGGCUCUUACUGGGCAGACUUUUAAUGUCCCAACCUUGGAUGGAAGGAAUCUUAUCAUCCCAGUGACAGAUAUAAUCAAACCAGGGCAUGAGGUGCUGAUCCCAAAGGAAGGAAUGCCCAUCUCAAAAGAUCCCAGCAAGAAGGGAAACCUUGUUAUCAAGUUUGAUGUCGUAUUUCCAUCAAGGCUUACUGCAGAACAGAAAUCAGAUUUGAAGAGGGUGUUGGGUGGAGCUGAUAACUAGUUGGAAACUCAAACCCGAGGUAAUAACUAUGUCUUAGUCCUGAUUUAUACUGGUCAGUUAGCUGUAAAUAUGUUAAGUCUCCCACUAUUGAAGCAGAAGAUUGUUCAUAGUAGGAAGAAUGUUAAAGGGGUUUGGAAACAGUAUAUUGUUGAUUGCAUAUGGUGGUGGAAAAAGGGAUUAUCUUUAAUCUUUUUCUACUACUUGUUUUGCUAUAAUGUAAUGUUGGUCUUCUAAUUGGAAUUUGUAUACAGGUAAUGUAGAGGUAGUCCUUGAUUAAAUAUGUAAGGUGAAAAACCUUUUGUAUGAUGUCCAUAUUGGUAAGGAUGAACCGUACUCCAUUUAAUGAUUUUAGGUUCGACUUUGAAAGUCUGCAUUUCUAAGAA